This is a messenger RNA of Aureobasidium uvarum, 1935 nucleotides long. The record is from the annotation of a GenBank genome assembly. NCBI's taxonomy places the organism in Eukaryota, Fungi, Ascomycota, Dothideomycetes, Dothideales, Saccotheciaceae.
AUGGCUCCUGCUAUCGGUAUUGAUUUGGGUACCACCUACUCAUGUGUCGGUAUCUACCGUGAUGACCGCAUUGAGAUUAUCGCCAACGACCAGGGUAACCGCACCACUCCCUCGUUCGUCGCCUUCACCGACUCAGAGCGUCUGAUCGGUGACUCGGCCAAGAACCAGGUCGCCAUGAACCCUCACAACACUGUCUUCGACGCCAAGCGCCUCAUUGGCCGCAAGUUCGCCGAUGCUGAGGUCCAGGCCGACAUGAAGCACUUCCCCUUCAAGGUCAUCGACAAGGGUGGCAAGCCCAUCGUUCAGGUCGAGUUCAAGGGCGAGGAGAAGACCUUCACCCCUGAGGAGAUCUCCUCCAUGGUCCUCACCAAGAUGCGUGAGACCGCCGAGUCAUACCUUGGUGGCACCGUCAACAACGCUGUCGUCACUGUCCCUGCCUACUUCAACGACUCUCAGCGCCAGGCUACCAAGGAUGCCGGUCUGAUUGCUGGCCUCAACGUCCUCCGUAUCAUCAACGAGCCCACCGCCGCUGCCAUUGCCUACGGUCUUGACAAGAAGGUUGAGGGUGAGCGCAACGUCCUCAUCUUCGAUCUUGGUGGUGGUACUUUCGAUGUCUCGCUCCUCACCAUUGAGGAGGGUAUCUUCGAGGUCAAGUCCACUGCUGGUGACACUCACUUGGGUGGUGAGGACUUCGACAACCGUCUCGUUAACCACUUCGUUAACGAGUUCAAACGUAAACAUAAGAAGGCGAGUCAGAUUCCAAUCUUACUGUUGUCAAGACUGUAUGCUAACUAUCUCACAGNNGACCUCACUUCCAACCCCCGUGCUCUGCGCCGCCUGAGAACUGCUUGCGAGCGUGCCAAGCGUACCCUCUCUUCGUCUGCUCAGACCUCUCUCGAGAUCGACUCUCUCUUCGAGGGUAUCGACUUCUACACCUCCCUCACUCGUGCCAGAUUCGAGGAGCUCUGCCAGGACCUCUUCCGUGGCACCAUGGAGCCCGUCGAGCGCACUCUCCGUGACGCCAAGAUCGACAAGUCCUCCGUCAAUGAGAUCGUUCUUGUCGGUGGUUCCACUCGUAUCCCCAAGAUCCAGAAGAUGGUUUCCGACUUCUUCGGUGGCAAGGAACCCAACAAGUCCAUCAACCCCGAUGAGGCUGUUGCCUACGGUGCUGCCGUCCAGGCCGCCAUCCUUUCCGGUGACACCUCUUCCAAGUCCACCAACGAGAUCCUUCUUCUCGACGUCGCCCCGUUGUCUCUCGGUAUCGAGACCGCCGGUGGUGUCAUGACUGCUCUCAUCAAGCGCAACACCACCAUCCCCACCAAGAAGUCCGAGACCUUCUCCACCUUCUCCGACAACCAGCCCGGUGUCUUGAUCCAGGUCUUCGAGGGUGAGCGUGCCCGCACCAAGGACAACAACCUUCUCGGCAAGUUCGAGCUUACCGGCAUUCCCCCUGCCCCUCGUGGUGUGCCCCAGAUCGAGGUCACCUUCGAUGUUGAUGCCAACGGUAUCAUGAACGUCUCUGCCCUUGAGAAGGGUACCGGCAAGACCAACAAGAUCGUCAUCACCAACGACAAGGGCCGUCUUUCCAAGGAGGAGAUUGAGCGCAUGCUCUCCGAGGCUGAGAAGUACAAGGAGGAGGAUGAGGCUGAGGCCGCCCGUAUCGGCGCCAAGAACGGUCUCGAGUCCUACGCCUACUCUCUCAAGAACACCAUCUCCGACCCCAAGGUUGAGGAGAAGCUCCCUGCCGAUGACAAGGAGAAGCUCUCAGCCAAGAUCAACGAGACCGUUGAGUGGAUCGACUCCAACACCACCGCCACCAAGGAGGAGACUGCCUUCUACCAACAGAGUGGCGGUGCCCCCGAGGGCAUGCCCACUGGUGGCGCUGGCCCCGCUCCCGCCCAUGACGAUGGUCCCUCUGUCGAGGAGGUUGACUAA